Octopus sinensis (East Asian common octopus) is the source of this 456-nucleotide messenger RNA. RefSeq names its product rac-like GTP-binding protein RAC9. The record is from RefSeq and is a predicted model, not a curated record. The transcript has a single exon. Gene Ontology annotation, biological process: small GTPase-mediated signal transduction. The coding region runs from base 1 to 456 and encodes 151 amino acids. Gene Ontology annotation, molecular function: GTP binding; GTPase activity. Lineage: Eukaryota; Metazoa; Mollusca; Cephalopoda; Octopoda; Octopodidae.
AUGCAUUUCCACUCCAGCACAAUCCAGUUGUGUGAUGUAAUACUUUUGUGCUUCGACUUGCUCAAUCGAGAUAGUUUUGAAAAAAUCAAGUCCUGUUGGAGUCCCCGACUUGGUUCUCGGACUAUUCCAAUUGUACUUGUUGGGACUCAUUGUGACCUCCUCUCGGGAGGAAAGGGAGAUACAAUUUCGGAAAAGGAGGGUCGUGAGUUGGCCAAACAAAUCGGAGCCCGUUCAUACGUAGAGUGCUCAGCUCUGACCCAGAAUAACAUUAAAGUUUUGUUUGAUGUGGCCGUUCAAUUGUCCUUCUUCUCUCACCGUCGAGUAAAGAAGGACAUUGCCUUCAAGUUCUCUCAACAAACUGGAAUAUCUCAAAAGGAGAGAAAACGACUUUCGGGAGGGUCGCCCACUGUACAUUCGUCAAGAAACAAGUCUGGAUUCUUUAAAUCUCUGAGAUGA